Molecule: messenger RNA, 417 nt
Organism: Seminavis robusta
Lineage: Eukaryota; Bacillariophyta; Bacillariophyceae; Naviculales; Naviculaceae
Source: the annotation of a GenBank genome assembly
AUGGAAACAGGCAGCUCUCAAGCUCCAGUGGCGGAGAUGAAAACAUCCGCAGCACAUGAGCUAUCUUCGGACUGCUGGGAUGUGGCAUAUGAUAUCCACAUCCCAUUUGAUGUGCUCUUCAUGGUUCCAUUCUCAAUUGUCCUUGGACUUGUGCAUACAUACCAUUCUCAUGUGUACAACAAUGUUGAUAACAUCUGGCUCAACAGUGUGGGAGUCAUUGGUGGAGCCCUAGUCAUUCAUGGCCUCCUAUGGUUUGCUUCUCGCGGCUGGAUGGAACCAGUUACAGGAAAGCCUUCAGAGGAUGAUGAUGACGAAACCAGUGAAGACGAAGAUACUGUUGGUGACCAACAAGACAUUGCUUAUGAAGUUUGGUUGCGCCAAGCCUUCGCCUGCAGAUCCAUUGGAGCCGACGCCUAA